CAGAAAUGACUGAUGUAACUAACAGAUUAUGCAGUAACGAGGUAAAGGAUGCUGGUAUAGAAAUUCAAGGUCUCGACCUUGAGGAUAGAGGUUUUGAGACAAGAGCAAUUAAAGACGGCCAGAAUCCAGAUCAGUGGGAUUCCGGAAUUAUCAUUCCACCAAUUCAUUCUGGAAAUAUCUUCAAACAAGACGGCCCUGGACUUCACAGGGGUUACAAAUAUGGAAGAUGCGGUAAUCCGACCAGAACAAGUCUUGAAUCCUGCUUAGCCAGUCUUGACAAUGCAAAAUAUGGUUUUGCUUUUGCAUCUGGUCUCGCUACUGUGACGGGAGUUUGUGCCUUGCUGAACGCUGGUGAUCAUGUGAUUUGUGGAGAUGAUCUCUACAGUGGCACUAACAGGCAUUUUGCUGUUAUCGGUAAAACUAAAGGCCUGGAGGUAGAUUUCAUCGAUGCAACAGUUGUUGAUUUAGUAGAAAAAGCCAUUAAACCCAAUACAAAGCUAGUUUGGGUAGAAAGUCCCUCGAACCCUCUCCUGAAGGUUUUGGAUAUUCCAAGUAUUGCCACUGUACUCAAAGCUAAAAAUCAGAGAAUAUUAUUUGUAGUUGACAACACCUUUAUGACUCCUUAUCUUCAGAAACCUCUCGAUAUGGGAGCCGAUAUAGCUACUUAUUCUAUGUCUAAAUACAUGAAUGGUCAUAACGAUGUUAUUAUGGGUGCUAUAACGACUAAUGAUGAAGAACUUGCUAAUAGGAUCGCUUAUAUAGAGAAUUCUAUGGGACUUGUUCCAUCUCCUUUUGACUGCUACCUUGCGAACAGAGGUCUAAAAACAUUGCCAAUACGAAUGGACAGGCAUAUUCAAAAUGCGACUGAGAUUGCUAAGUUUUUGGAGAAGCACCCAUCUGUCGAAAAAGUUAUCUAUCCAGGAUUGGAAUCUCAUCCACAGUACGAAUUAGCGAAAAGGUUGUGUAAGGGAACGUCUGGGAUGAUCUCGUUUUAUAUCAAGGGAGAUCUAAAAACUAGUACGGCAUUUUUAAAAGCUUUGAAAAUUGUUACUCUCGCUGGAAGUUUAGGAGGCUUGGAAUCACUUAUUCAAUUACCAUCUGUUAUGAGCCACGCUCCCGUUCCCGAAGACAUGAGAAAACAGUUAGGUAUCACUGACAACCUUGUAAGGCUUUCUGUCGGCCUUGAAACUACCGCAGACCUCAUCAAAGACCUUGAUCAAGCCUUGAAUAUUGCGACCGCAGAUUCUUAA
Molecule: messenger RNA, 1250 nt
Organism: Nezara viridula (southern green stink bug)
Lineage: Eukaryota; Metazoa; Arthropoda; Insecta; Hemiptera; Pentatomidae
Source: the annotation of a GenBank genome assembly